AUGCCCACCACACCUCGUCUCUUCUUCGCAUCCACCAUCCAAUCUGCACUCAUACCAACCACAACAAUAUUACCAGCUGCUGCUGCAGCCUCAAUAGCAAUACCAACCCGAGCGCUCCCUUUCGUCCUAAAACAAAUGUCAACAACCACCCCCCGCGCCCCCGCCGGCAGCGGCAACGGUGCAAGCCGACCUCCAAACCCCGCCUCCGAAAUCCGCACAAUCUCCAAAGCACUAAGCUACACCCUCCGCCACGGCGCGGUUAAAGAAGGCCUGGCACUGCAAGACGACGGGUACGCCAACGUCGGCGAAUUGCUCCAACUCCCAAAAUUCCGCAAAAUGAGCCUAACAUUCGAAAAGCUCCGCCAAGUCGUUUCCGAGAACGACAAGCAGCGCUUCUCCCUCACCCCCACCGCCGCUACCGCUACGGCUACCGAGCCGGCUGCGACAGCGGAAGACCCACAUACCUACCUUAUCCGCGCAACCCAAGGCCACUCCCUCCCCCUCACCAACACUAGCACCCUCCUUACCCCACUCCCACCCAACAUCACUUGCGCCGUUCACGGCACAUUCUACCCCGCGUACGAGGCGAUACUAGCCUGCGGGUACCUAUCCCGCAUGGGGCGCACCCACAUCCACCUCGCCACGGGCGAGAUUGGCGUGAAGAGUGGGAUGAGGGCGGACGCGCAGGUGCUCUUCUAUGUGGACGUGGGGAGGGCAAGGAGGGAGGGUGGUGUCGAGUUUUGGAUUAGUGAAAAUGGGGUCGUGCUUACUGCCGGUGAUGAGUUGGGGAGGCUUGGGUUGGAGUUUGUUGAGAGGGUGGUGAGUAAGAGCUUGGGUGUGCUGUGGGAGGGGGGCAGCGUUGUGAAGGAACUGCCACAGGAGGUCAGGGGGGGGAGGAUGCCGGUUGGGAAGGGGCAUGUCAAGAUGGGGAGGGGUGGUGGUGGGAAAGGUGGAAGAGGUAGAAGGGGAGGGAGAGGCGGGGGUGGAAAUGAGGAUGUGGGAGAGGGGACAAGUAGAAUCGGUGUUGUAGAUCCUUGAAUAGACCCCUACUUCUCACUCAACAAA
Messenger RNA from Tuber melanosporum (Perigord truffle), 1065 nucleotides. RefSeq lists its product as uncharacterized. NCBI's taxonomy places the organism in Eukaryota, Fungi, Ascomycota, Pezizomycetes, Pezizales, Tuberaceae. Gene Ontology annotation, biological process: tRNA splicing, via endonucleolytic cleavage and ligation. Bases 1 to 1038 code for a protein of 345 amino acids. The record is from RefSeq and is a predicted model, not a curated record. Gene Ontology annotation, molecular function: tRNA 2'-phosphotransferase activity. The transcript is spliced from 2 exons.